UCAUUUCACUGCAUUUCUCACUCACUCUCUCUCCCACUCUCUGGCUUCUCUUUUCUCUGAUCUGCCACUGUCUGAAUUACACUCGCAUCACUUCUUUUCCACAAGGUCUCUUCAAACCUUGAUCUCUUGCUCACUCUCUUUUUCUGAAUCUCCCUCAUCUUCACUUUCUAUUUCUCCCUGUCAAUAAAGAGGAAUGCAGUAUGUGGCAGGCUGUGGAUCUGUGGCUGUUGAUAAUCACAACUCUGCUUCGGGUAUCAAUGCAGGGUCCUCAUCAGCGCUUUCUGCUCAGGGAGCUGCUGAGGGACUACAACCCCAUGGAGAGACCAGUGGCCAAUGACUCCCAGACUCUCACUGUUCAGUUCUCCCUUACUCUGAUGCAGGUCAUGGAUGUGGAUGAAAAGAACCAGAUCCUCACAACAAAUGUCUGGCUGCAGAUGCACUGGUAUGACCACUACCUCCAGUGGAACCAAUCUGAGUAUCCUGGAGUUAAGAACCUCCGUUUCACUUCCAUCCAGGUCUGGACGCCUGACAUUUUGCUUUACAACAGUGCUCAUGAUAAGUUUGACGCCACCUUUAAGACCAAUGUGCUAGUUAACUCCAGCGGCUUCUGUGAGUAUCAGCCCCCAGGAAUAUUUAUCAGCACAUGUAACGUGGAUGUGCGAUGGUUUCCAUUUGACAUCCAGCGCUGUGAACUGAAGUUCGGUUCUUGGACAUUUGACGGCUUGCUGCUGGACAUCCAGAUGCAGGAGGCCGAUGUGUCAAGAUACAUGCCCAAUGGAGAGUGGGACCUACUGGAAGUCCCUGGGGAUCGUCAUGAGGUUUUCUAUGACUGCUGUGCAGAGCCUUACCCAGACGUUACCUUUGUGGUGACAUUACGGAGGAGGACCUUGUUUUACACUCUCAACCUUCUCAUCCCCUCUGCACUGCUCUCCUCUAUGACCUUGCUGGUCUUCCUGCUCCCUGCCAACUCUGGGGAGAAGAUCAGCCUUGGCAUCACCGUUCUGCUUUCUCUGACUGUCUUCAUGCUGAUGGUUGCAGAGAUUAUGCCUGCCACUUCAGAUUCAGUACCACUGAUAGGUCAGUACUUUGCCAGCACCAUGGUGAUUGUCGGGAUGUCAGUAGUAGCGACAGUCAUUGUCCUCCAGUUCCAUCACCACAACCCCAAUGGUGGACACAUGCCACGUUUGGUGCACUUGGUUCUGCUACAGUGGGUUCCUUGGUUUUUGCGGAUGAAGCGUCCAGGUGAGGGAGCAGACCCAGCUUUUUCCAACAUCCAGGCAGACUCUCAGAGCAAGGCCCUCUCUUCGCCAACCAAUACCAUUACCACCUCCACCAUCCCCACCCCAGUACCCUCCCUCUUCCCUCAGAGCUUUCAUUCCCUGCAGGCCAGCCUCGCCCAGCUCAGCCACCCUCUGUCACACCCACCGCCUCACAGGUCCAACUCCCAGGUUGUUAUCCUCCCUAAUCCCAGCCACAGAGAUCUCAGCCCCAGUCAACACCCUCAGUCUAAUGGUCAUCUGCCUUACAUGGGCUUCCAGACCACAACAGAACUGGAGCCAGUUCAGAGGAGCAGAAUCACCAGUCAUGGCAGGUUUAACAUUGGACCAGGUGCAGGAGGGGGAGAGGGAGCAGCACCAGGAGGUGGAGGACCAGCUGGAGAUAUACCAGUCCAUCAAAAACUCUCAUCUUCUGUGCUUGGGAGCCCCCUACAAGAACCUCUACUGUCCCUGGAUCCUGACCUAUCAACCACAUCCACAUGCGGCUUAGAGGCAGUGGCUGAAGCCUGGAGAUCAGCUGCCAUGCACACCCACAGCGGUGUGAUUCGAUGUGCGGCGGUAGACAACCAGCUGCAGGCUCUGCUGGUGGAGGUGCAGUUCUUAGUCGAUCAUGUUCGGGAACAGGAUCGGCAGCUGAGUUUGGCAGAGCAGUGGCAGUUUGCUGCAGCUGUCAUCGACCGCCUCUGCUUGGUGGGAUUCAGUGUUUUCAACAUCAUCUGUACCAUCGCUAUUCUCCUGGCUGCACCUAACUUUGGAGAAGCACUGUCAAAGGAUUUCCUCUGAGAAGCCAAAGACAGAGAUCUGAGAGAGAGAAGGGGACGUUAAAGGAUAAUACAGAUAAGGAUUUAUUGGAAGCACAAUUGCUGUUAAUGACACUGGGACACAGAAUGCCAAAUAUUUCCUGUUUAAUAAGAUGAGCUGGACCAUGGCACAUGUUGAGUAGAUUCAUAGUAGAAACAUGAGGCUUAAUGUUUUUCUUUUUAAAUAAAGUAUACCUGGUCACGCUCACCUUUACAUUCUUUUUGCACAGCUUUUUAUGGCAUUUUCAUCAAAAUAUGGAUGAUUGUUUGUGAGAAAACUGACAACAUCAUUAGUUAGUUUUUAAGUUUAAAGAUUAUAUAAGACAUGAAUUGCUUUGCCAGUAGAAUCAUAAAGGAGAAUCAUCCUCGUAUCAUCAUCCUAAAUUUGAAAAGUGAUUGUACUGCCAGAGAUACAACACAGAAUUGCUCAUUAAAAAAAAUUGGCACCAAUGUGCUGCAUGUAAAAUGACAGACCUGUCACGCUCAAGCAGGAUUCCUUUAUCACUUUAUAAUUUCUCAUUCAAGCUAAGUUUACUGUUCACUGAUCUUCAAUUGCUUGUCAGUAGAGAUUCUAAAGGGGCUUUGUGAUGACCGUGCACACCAUUUCCUCUGCGCUCUCUUCUGCACUCACACUUAUAUAAAUCAUUCUGCUGUACAAAUUUUGUGUGACCACUGAGUUUUUUUUAAGUAGAAUGUAGGCGUUUCAAUUUAAUUUCAGUUUCAUUCGAGGUGUUGUCAAGACUUUUAAAUAAUAGGAUAUCCAGGAAUGUUUUUCGUAACAAAAAUCCCUAGAAAUAAUAAAGGGAAGAUGACACUGGUGAUUCAUUUUCUGCACCUUUAAACAAUAUGUUAGCUUCAUAUUAUACUGUAGUGCUUACUAUGAAGCAGAAAAUGAAUAUCCCCGCUGAGACAGGGAUCCUUUCCAUUUGUUGUGAUUUACCUUCUGUAAAACUACACUGUGCAAUCAUGUGAUAUCUGAAAUGACAAGGCUGGAUAUUUCUGGUUGCGGAACACACUAGUGAUUAUCCACACAGCUAAAAGAAGUAUUUCAAAACCUUUAAUUCAUAAUGUAAAAGACUGCUGAGAAAUAACAGGUUGUGUCAUUUUUCCAAGAAUCCUAACAGAUUUAUGAUAUCUUCUGAACACACACACACACACACACACACACACACACACCUUCAGUCAUCCAUCCACACACUCACACUGGCGUAUGCAGAACAAUAUCAUCUAUAUGACUCUGGCUUUGAAUGUAAAUCAUGACAUACAUUUUGCCAAAGUGUCGAACACUCAAACCCCAGUCAGCUGUGACAGACUGAGCUGUAAACGCUGAGAAAUAAACUCCUCUUU
Messenger RNA from Monopterus albus (swamp eel), 3424 nucleotides. Its product is annotated as neuronal acetylcholine receptor subunit alpha-7-like. The transcript has 10 exons. Gene Ontology annotation, molecular function: acetylcholine-gated monoatomic cation-selective channel activity; transmembrane signaling receptor activity. Lineage: Eukaryota; Metazoa; Chordata; Actinopteri; Synbranchiformes; Synbranchidae. Gene Ontology annotation, cellular component: postsynaptic membrane. Gene Ontology annotation, biological process: monoatomic ion transmembrane transport. The coding region runs from base 201 to 2060 and encodes 619 amino acids. The record is from RefSeq and is a predicted model, not a curated record.